CAUCCCAGCCCUCUCCCCAUCCCGGCCCUGCCUCCAUCCCCCUCCGCUCUCCGUUCCCCGCUCCCCUGUGCGGCGGGCGGGCAGUGGUUCAGCCCUGCCCGCAGCGCCCGCCGCUCCGGGGACGCCGCUGGAAGGGGAAGGCGGCGGCUGCGGGGACUGCGGGGGGCUGCGGGGGCUGCGGGGGCUGCGGGGGCUGCGGCGGCCGCGUCCAGCCCCGACACCGCCCGGGAGAAGGGCUGGAAGGGACCCCAGCUCGGUCGCGACCCGUGCCGCGGGGCAGCAGGAGCCAUGACCCAGGGGAAGCUCUCCGUGAACAACAAACCCCCCAGCUCUGAGGGGCAGGGGGACAAGAAGGACAAUGCCACGGCCCCCCCGGCUCCUCCGUCCUACGAGGAGGCGACAGCGGGAGAAGGGAUGAAAACCGGGGCUUUUCCUGCCCCGCCCGCGGCCCCGCUGCACCCCAGCUGGGCUUACGUGGAUCCCAGCUCCAGCCCGAGCUACGGCAGCGGGGGGUACCCGGGGGACACGGAGCUGCUCACCACCUUCAGCUGGGACGACCGCAACGUGCGCAGGGUGUUCAUCAGGAAGGUUUACGCCAUCCUGAUGGUCCAGCUCCUGGUCACCGUUGUCAUCGUGGCUUUCUUCACCUUCUGUGAACCCGUCAAGGGCUACAUCCAGACCCACUCUGCCUGGUACUGGGCUUCCUACGCCGUUUUCUUCGUCACCUACCUGAUCCUCGCCUGCUGCUCCGGGCCCAGGAGAUACUUCCCAUGGAAUCUGAUCCUGCUCAGCAUCUUUACCCUGUCCAUGGCCUAUCUCACUGCCAUGCUCUCCAGUUACUACAACACCAAGUCGGUGCUGCUGUGCCUGGGGAUCACGGCCCUGGUGUGUCUGUCUGUCACCAUCUUCAGCUUCCAGAGCAAGUUCGACUUCACCUCGUACCAGGGCGUUCUCUUCGUGCUGCUCAUGGUGCUGUUCCUGGGGGGGCUGGUCCUGGCUGUCAUCCUGCCCUACCAAUACGUCCCGUGGCUCCACGCGAUCUAUGCUCUGCUCGGGGCUGGGAUCUUCACCAUGUUCCUGGCCCUGGACACGCAGAUGCUGAUGGGGAACCGCCGGUACUCACUGAGCCCCGAGGAAUACAUCUUUGGAGCCCUCAACAUCUACCUGGACAUCAUCUACAUCUUCUCCUUCUUCCUGCAGUUCUUUGGCUCCAGCCAGGAGUGAGGGCAGCGGGGCAGGAUGCUCCCUGUGCUGGCAAAUGUGAGGGGUUAAAUUGAAAAGCAGAGGUGAAAGGGUUCAAA
This is a messenger RNA of Motacilla alba alba, 1301 nucleotides long. RefSeq names its product Fas apoptotic inhibitory molecule 2 (gene FAIM2). Lineage: Eukaryota; Metazoa; Chordata; Aves; Passeriformes; Motacillidae. Gene Ontology annotation, biological process: negative regulation of apoptotic signaling pathway. The record is from RefSeq and is a predicted model, not a curated record. Bases 289 to 1224 code for a protein of 311 amino acids. Gene Ontology annotation, cellular component: Golgi apparatus; endoplasmic reticulum; membrane. The transcript is spliced from 12 exons.